This is a messenger RNA of Morus notabilis, 1302 nucleotides long. RefSeq names its product protein EXORDIUM-like 2. Lineage: Eukaryota; Viridiplantae; Streptophyta; Magnoliopsida; Rosales; Moraceae. The coding region runs from base 106 to 1032 and encodes 308 amino acids. The transcript has a single exon. The record is from RefSeq and is a predicted model, not a curated record.
CUUUUCAUAAAAUCCCAGUACGAAUCUUUAGUCUUUUCUUCUUAAAUCUUAAGCUUUGGAGUAAGAGAAAUCCACAGGACCAGAAAACCAUUUUGGCCAGUGAAAAUGGGUUAUGUUUACCACUUUGCCAUCCUCUCUUCUGUUCUAUUACUCUCUUCUCUGCUCGUUGAUCCGACAGCUGCGACUGGACGGAAGCUCUCGGCGCUCGUCCAAGAACAGCCGUUGAUCCUCAAGUACCACAACGGCGCUCUUUUAAAAGGCAACAUCUCCGUCAAUCUAAUCUGGUACGGCUCCUUCACUCCUAUCCAACGGUCCAUAAUCGUGGACUUCAUACAGUCGCUGAGCUCCGGCGGGAAAACGAUGGCGCCUUCGGCGGCGUCGUGGUGGAAAACGACGGAGAAGUACAAAGGAGGAUCGUCGAAGCUUGUCGUUCGCAAGCAAAUCCUUCACGAGGCGUAUACUCUCGGCAAGUCGCUCAAGAGCUCGCACCUGGUCGCUCUCGCCGGAAAAGUCAACGAUCUGGGGGCGAUCAACAUGGUGCUGACGGCGAAGGACGUGGCGGUCGAUGGCUUCUGUAUGAGCCGGUGCGGGACCCACGGCGCGACCCGGGGGUUUAAGGGGAAGGCCAGGCAGGCCUAUGUUUGGGUCGGGAACUCCGAGGUCCAGUGCCCUGGCCAAUGCGCCUGGCCCUUUCACAAGCCCAUUUACGGCCCCCAGACUCCUCCGCUCGUUGCUCCAAACGGCGACGUUGGGGUUGACGGAAUGAUCAUUAACUUAGCCACUCUCUUGGCCGGUACAGUGACGAAUCCGUUUAAUAACGGCUACUUCCAGGGACCCGCGACGGCGCCGUUAGAGGCCGUCUCUGCCUGCACCGGAGUUUUCGGAUCGGGUUCUUAUCCGGGUUAUCCAGGGCGGACUCUCGUUGAUAAAGUGAGCGGUGCGAGCUAUAAUGCGCACGGGGUGAACGGGCGAAGGUUUCUACUGCCGGCGAUGUGGGACCCUCAGACUUCCACGUGCAAGACUCUCGUGUGAGAGAACGGACGAGGGAAUGAUAAUACGGCGUUUCGGGUCUACGUUGCUGACAUGUCAGGGGCUGCAAUCUGGUUGUACGGUAUUGUAGAUAAGGGGUAUGGUGUACACAUUUCUGUGUUUUGUCGUCUUGUGUGACGUGUAAAUUGUAAUGGGUUAGAGGGAGAAAAAAAAAGGGCAAUGGAGGGAAUUAAUAUCCCGAGUCAUCAUAUAUAUAAUAUUAAUAUUUUAAUAAUAUAAAAGGUUUCUAUAGAAGUGAAAGUGUUAUGAAAA